Molecule: messenger RNA, 3468 nt
Organism: Chara braunii
Lineage: Eukaryota; Viridiplantae; Streptophyta; Charophyceae; Charales; Characeae
Source: the annotation of a GenBank genome assembly
CCUUCGUCUUCGUUGCGAGCAGCGCCAACCUCCCCUUGCCUCAGCCACCAUCGUCGAGCUCCGGAGCGACUGCCAGCACCAAAUUCCACCAUCCUUCCUCGAUCAAGAGGGCAGAUUCACAUCACUGCUUACUCAUUGAUGAACUGGAUAACUGACAUGGAUCUCAGAGAUGGAGGCCAGUUCUGAGGGCUGUGGGGUCGGUGCCCAAGGUGUGUGAUAGGAGUCCUGCCGCUGUCGUAGAAGUCAUGAGCUCCUUAUCCAGUCUGUAACUUCUGCUCUUGUCGUCUCCAUUUGAAAGCAUCAGCUGUGGAGUUGCCAUUUGGAAGUAUUGCUGAUUGAAUCAGCGAGGACCUUUGUUUUUGAUAGGUGCCCUUCCUGUGAUUCAACAGACAAGUAAAACGCCAUGGCGGCCGCUCGUAGCUGGGAUGAUCUGCUUCAGCAGAGUCAGAUGCUUGUAGCCCAGGGGUCUGGGGCUGAAACACAGUUCCCACAUAUUGAAAGAAGCCUCGAUCAGCUGGAGGCGAUAUCGAGACAGCUGAAGGCUCGGACAACACAGAUUGACUCAACGGCAGAAACGACAGCUGCAACCAGGCUGCUUGCCCGUGAGGGGAUCGAUGCAGAACGGCUGACCAGGGAUCUAAGGACCUUCGAGCUGAAGACAACCUUUGAGGACAUAUGUCCUGUUGAGGCCUCAACUGUUGAAGAAUACCUGCAGCAGCUGCAUGAAAUGACAAUGCUGUCAGCAAUCCAGGAGUCGCAGAAGGAGACACUUCAGAGUUUUGAGGAUUACAUCAGCCAUGUGGCAGAAGCAGAUUGGCAGAGGGAGAAGCGUAACUUCCUUCAAAGCCUGAGCCGUCUUCCAUCGCUUACUCCAGGGGUAGCCUCAACAGGAAUAGGAGGGAUCACGGAUGGGGGAAGUGUUCGCUACUCGGAAGAGGCUAUGUCGACUGGCUAUCAGGGAGCACCUUAUGGUGCUCAGUCUUUACAGAGUCCAACUUCGAGAGGGAUGGGAACGGGAGUAAGAGGUCUUGCAGUGGCAGCCAGCGGAAUGGUGGAGCAGAGUAUUCUUGAGCGAAAGGUGGCAGCCUAUGCUGCAGUUGUUGAGCGAGUGAAUGCAGCGCAUGAGAGCAACCAAGACUUCAAGGUAGCAACAGCUUUCAAGGAGGCAUACGAGUUUAGUGUUGGAGAGCCUGCAGGUACUCGUUCAGUCACAAUGCUGAAGAUAUGGCGGCUUCUGCAAGCAAUGCUGGAAGGAGAAGAGGGAGGAGGAGGAGGAGGACGAGGAGGAGGGGGAGGAGGAGGAGGAGGAGGAGGUAGGAGAACUUUUGCGGAUCUCCCAAGGAAGAUGCAGAUGGUGAUCGGGGCCAGAAAGCAUUUGGAGAUGGGACACGAGAAGCACUUGCUGGAUCUGAUUCAAAGUCACGCAAACUGGGCAGGGCUUGGAGGAUCCACUGGGAAUCUUCAGAGGGUACGAGCGUUCCUUCGUGUACGUCUGCAUGAUCAAGGGCCGCUUGAUUUCGAUGUUAAGGACUCUCAACGUCAACCUCCUCUUGACACAACAUGGCACCAGAUUUACUUCUGUCUCCGAACAGGGUACUACGAGGAAGCCAGGAGCGUUGCACAAGCUUCACGUGUCAGCCGUCCGUUUGCCGGCCAUCUUGGCGAGUGGAUUGACCGCGGUGGUGCAGUUACUCCUGCAACGGCCGCAGCUGUAACGGAAGAAUGCGAACGCAUGAUCAGGACAGGGGAGAGGCAUGGCAAGCCAGGUUAUGACAAACAACGUAUGCUUCUUUACGUGAUUGUGUCCGGAAGCCGAAUGCUUGGUGAGAGGCUUUUGGCUCAGAUUCCGGGACUCUUCCGUACCAUUGAGGAUUUCAUGUGGUUUAAGCUGGCUCUUGUGCGGGACGCGGCAGCAUAUGGCUGUCCUGGAAGUGGACCGGAGGGGGGGGGAUCGCUGUUGCUCGGUGGGGAAGGGCGUACCUUCCUGUCCACAUCUUCCUCAUCGACGGCCUUUGUCUCCACAGCGGCGCCAUCAGCUCCUGAGCCCUAUACGUUGGACCAGUUGCAGAUCUAUCUACGUCAGUAUCCCGACUCAUACUAUACAAAGAACGGUAGGGAUCCACUUGUCUAUCCUUACGUGCUUCUUUUGAGCUUGCAACUGCAUGCCUCAAUUGUCUACCUGUUCAAGGACCACACCUCUGAGGACUUCCGCGUUGAUGCAGUUCACAUAGGCGUUGCAUUGGCGGAUUGUGGGGUUCUCAAUGAGGGUCCGGAGGUUGAACGAGGGCAGAUCAGCCUGGUCACAACAGAUGCUGUCAGUGAUAUUGCCAGCAUAAUUCGGCAGUAUGGGAUGUCAUUUGCAAGAGCUGGUGACCUGCAACAUGCACUGGAGUACUAUGUGGCAGCCGCGACUGCCAUGGGGGGUGGUGCAGCGUCCAUGACUGGGCAAGCAACUCGAGAACAGCGAAAAGACAGACAGGGUAUGCUUGAGGCUUGUUUGCGUGAGCUGCUGCAGACCUACUCUGGGGUUGCGCUUUUGCUUGGGCAAGCAAUGGGGGUGAGUGAGGGGCAGUUGCGUCGGUUUGUUGAAGACGAGAGUUCACGGAGAGAACUGGUCAUCUCUGCUGCCAGAGAAUGCCAAGAUAGGGGGCAAUAUAACGAGGCCAUUGAGCUGUAUAAGAGAGCUGGUGCAUUUGGGUCAGCUCUGGAGAUAGUGAACAGAAAGUUUUCUGAAGCAGUGGGCGCUGUUGUGAUGGGGAAGAUGGAGGGUGAAGGGAGGGCUUCUGUCAUGCGACAGGUUGGCAAUCAAAUUCUUGACCUGCACAAGACCCUUGGAACUGGGCUGGUCCCGGAUCGGGAAAAUGUUGCCGAUCAGCAUGCUGCAUUCCGACAGCUUGAAGCAAUCACAGACUUCUAUAGGUUGUACAGCCUUGGAAAGUACGGAGACGCUGUGCGGGAGGUUGCACGACUGCCCUUUCUUCCAUUUGAUGGCCGAAGCCUGGAGAGGUGCGAACAGAACUUUCGGCAUGUGUCAAGGCCAGUAGAGGAUAGGCUUCCUGAUGUACUAGCAGCUGUCAUUAGCUGUCUGGAAGGUAUGGAGCAGACAGGAUCAGAUGCAUAUGGGAGUGUGCGGUCUCUCAAAGUCAAGAUCGCCAACUUUGUUGCAAAUUCUCUGCCCCGCAAUUGGCCACAGAGCCUGUAUGAACUAGUCGCACGGAUGCAUGCGACUCCUGGAAGAUGAUCUCAUCCCGUUCCUAACACUUUUUUGCCAGCGUUUCCCCAUUCUUGUCGUCUUCUGCUGAGGACAUAGCUCACGAUUGCCUCUUUUUCGUUCAGAGUCUCCAGGGUGGAAGGACUCUGGAGCUUGCAGCAUUUUGGCCUUUCCUUCCUAGUCUCCAGGGUGUACGCGGACUCUGGAGCUGGUCCCCCCUUUAGAAUGGUUUGUCUUUGUUUCUGUGCAUUUGUUUA